Penicillium cosmopolitanum is the source of this 957-nucleotide messenger RNA. Its product is annotated as inositol monophosphatase family protein. Bases 1 to 957 code for a protein of 318 amino acids. NCBI's taxonomy places the organism in Eukaryota, Fungi, Ascomycota, Eurotiomycetes, Eurotiales, Aspergillaceae. The record is from RefSeq and is a predicted model, not a curated record. Gene Ontology annotation, biological process: signal transduction; inositol metabolic process. The transcript has 4 exons. Gene Ontology annotation, molecular function: inositol monophosphate 1-phosphatase activity.
AUGGCCACCCCCAAUUUAAACGACAUCCACGACACCCUGAUCGAUCUAGCCUAUAAAGCCGGAGAUAUCAUCAACAAUGCCCUCCCAGACAUAAGCGGUCCGGGAUCCAAGAAGAACAGCGCCGAUCUAGUAACCGAAUACGACCGCGCAGUCGAAACCAUGAUCUCAACUUCUCUAAAAGAGAAAUACCCAGACUAUGCCCCAACCCCCCCACCACUUACACCCACUUACUACACCCUUACUUUUAUCCUUACCCUCGGUUCUAAUAUGCUAUCUCCAGCUUCCACGGCGAAGAAACCUACACCCCAACAACCCCCCCUAACAAACGCACCAACAUUCAUCAUAGACCCAAUCGACGGCACAAUAAACUUCAUCCACAAUUUCCCCCACGCCUGCGUCUCCCUCGGCUUCGCAAUCAACAAAAUCCCAACCGUAGGAAUUGUCUACAACCCCUCCACAAAAACCCUCUACUCCGCCAUCAAGGGUCAGGGAGCUUUCAAGAAUCAGAGCCGCGAUAAUUCUCAACGUGAACGUCUUCCACUCCGCAAACCCGAACCUUUGACCGGCCUAUCAAAUGCCCUACUCGCAAUUGAAUGGGGCUCAGAUCGCAGCGGACCGAAUUGGACCGUAAAAACACGCACGUUUGAAAAAUUAGGAGCCAGUAAGGAAGAUGGUGGUGCUAUGGUGCGCUCGUUUCGGAGUUUGGGGAGUGCGGCGUUGAAUAUUUGUGCUGUUGCUGAGGGGGUUGUUGAUGUUUAUUGGGAGGGGGGGUUGUUGGGAGUGGGAUGUUUGUGCUGGGCGGGGGGUUUGGUUGUUGAUGGGAAUCCGGGUAGGUGGGAGGAUGAGGUUAGUCUUGAUGGGAGGAGGUAUUUGGUAAUUCGGGGGGCGGAGGAGAAAGGGCAGAGGGAGAUUGUUGAGGAGUUUUGGGGGUUUAUUCAGGGGAGGUUGACAUAUUAG